GCCAAAAAUUCAUUACAUGUGUUGUUGAUCUUUUGAAUCAAGAUUUCAGCAAAGGAGAUCCUCGUGAUGGGCUCCAAUGAGCAAGCCAUGGUGGAUGUGACUGUCGGCGUUUUGGCCCUACAGGGUGCCUUCAAUGAGCAUGUCCAGCUUCUGCGGCAAGCUGCUCGGAUUUUGGUCAAGAAGGAUAUCGUUGAAAGGAAUUGGACGUUCAAGGAAGUCCGGAAUGAAGCGGAACUAGAUUCCUGUGAUGCUCUCAUCAUUCCAGGAGGAGAAAGUACCGCUAUAUCGUUGGUGGCUCAGAGAUCAAACAUGCUGGAACCUCUUCGAGAUUUCGUCAAAGUUUUAAGAAAACCAACAUGGGGAACAUGUGCAGGCCUGAUAUUGCUUGCAGAGUCUGCAAAUCGAACUAAGAAGGGUGGCCAAGAGCUCAUAGGUGGGCUUGACAUUCGAGUCAACCGAAACCAUUUUGGACGCCAAAUCGAAAGCUUCGAGGCCAGUUUAGACCUUCCAUUCUUGCAGCACGCUGAUGGGAAGGGUUUUGAUACUUCUCGUCUCCUAUUUCGAGCAAUCUUCAUUCGGGCCCCUGUCGUCGAGAAACUGUUGCCAAAUGUAGCCGGGAUUCAAGAAGGCGAGGCCAAAGUUGAAGACACUGUUAUUGCACCUUCACGGGUUAUGGAUGAGGCCGUGGCUAAGAAGAUAAAGCUUGCCGAUGUUGAGAUUAUGGCCGCGCUCCCGGGUCGAACUGCUACCUUCAAGAAUACCGAGAUGAAUCUGGAUCCUGAAGCUGGGGACAUUAUCGCUGUUCGGCAAGCUAACGUAUUCGGUACAAGUUUCCACCCUGAACUGACUGGAGAUCCACGGAUACAUGUGUGGUGGCUUGAACAGGUGUUAAAAGCUGUUGAUGAGAGAGCUAGGUGAAGUUCUAUCUUCGAGAUGCCUCCUUUACACGAUGCGAAGCUCGCAGUUAUUCCCUCGUUUCACAGUGGCAGCAAGCCAUGCCGCAACAAUCUCAACAUCGACAGCAUAUCUGUCCACUCACUGGAGUACCGUCUUAUUCAGUAUUAUUCAGUACCACCUAAGCUGGGUAAUCAUAGCGGAAAGUAGCAGAGACCAUUCGACUGCCCUGAAUUGUCAACUGAGAGUCAUCGGUCCAAGUACGGUUUCUGGAUACAGGACUCAAGUGAGAGUCGUU
Messenger RNA from Hyaloscypha bicolor E, 1192 nucleotides. RefSeq names its product pyridoxine. The record is from RefSeq and is a predicted model, not a curated record. NCBI's taxonomy places the organism in Eukaryota, Fungi, Ascomycota, Leotiomycetes, Helotiales, Hyaloscyphaceae. Bases 67 to 918 code for a protein of 283 amino acids. Gene Ontology annotation, cellular component: cytosol; glutaminase complex. The transcript is spliced from 2 exons. Gene Ontology annotation, molecular function: glutaminase activity. Gene Ontology annotation, biological process: pyridoxal 5'-phosphate biosynthetic process; pyridoxine metabolic process.